Molecule: messenger RNA, 1540 nt
Organism: Elgaria multicarinata webbii
Lineage: Eukaryota; Metazoa; Chordata; Lepidosauria; Squamata; Anguidae
Product: D-dopachrome decarboxylase-like
Exons: 3
Coding region: 48-404 (118 amino acids)
Molecular function (GO): phenylpyruvate tautomerase activity
Source: RefSeq, a predicted model, not a curated record
GCCAGGUCCCCGCGCAGCCCACGUCGGGUGGCAGAGCAGGCGCCGAGAUGCCCUUCGUGGAGCUGGAGACGAGCCUGCCGGCCGCGCGCCUCUCCAGCGACCUGCCGGCCAAGCUGUGCUCGGAGGUGGCGGCCGCUCUGGGCAAGCCCGAGGAGCGGGUGAGCGUGACGGUGAAGAGCGAGCUGCAGAUGGUGCUGGGCGGCUCGGCCGCGCCCUGCGCCCAGCUGAUCGUCUCCUCCAUCGGCGUGGUGGGCUCGGCCGAGCAGAACAGGGCGCACAGCGCGCGCCUUUUCGACUUCCUCACGCGGGAGCUGGCGCUCGGCGCCGACAGGAUCCUCAUUCGGUUCUAUCCCCUGGAAUCGUGGCAGAUCGGCAAGAAUGGGACCGUCAUGACUUUCUUGUGAGGCGUGCAGAGUCAGUCCGCGAAGCGAACUCCCGUGGAGCACCGGCACCGGCAGCCACAAGCCUACUGUGACUCAUGCACUAAAAGCAACUCUGCCCUUUCCCCUUCCAAUCCGUAAUGUGGUUGUCAUUAAAAGCUGGAUGAAACAUAAAGGGCAUUAAAAAGGCAUGCUACAGGCGCCAAUAGUUUUGUUCAUAGCUCCAUACAGCAAAAAUUUCAAGGGUGAAAGCAUUUCUGAUCUCAUGUAGAAGUUUAUAAUACAGUCAGAAUUACCUGAUCUUAAUAAUAGGAAAACUCUGUAUAUCUGUACAUUUCAUUCCUAUCAAAUGAAAAUCUGCCAGACAAUAUAAACAUAUUAACUAGUGUAACUGAAAUGCUUCAUAAUAGAAAUUUAAAUUUGGAACCCCUAGUCCCCGUUUUUCUUUAUUUCUGUUUUUUAUAUUAUUACAUCGGGGAUUUUUUUAAAAAACAAACUCACUAAUUACUUUUUGCUAUUUUUUAAAAGCCGUUGCAUGGGAUGUAAAUAGGAAUGGAAUGAAACCAGAAGUUUAAAUUUUGGGAGCAAUGCCAUUUUGACAGCAGCAAAACCUCCCAAAACCAGAAAGGCAGAAAGAUUCCUAUGAAUAUUUAAUUUGCUUCAUAACUGAGAAAUGGUGUCUUUUAGCCAGGCAUGUGUAGUUUCAUGCAUAGUUUUCUGCCUAAAUAUUUUCAUGCCCUAGUAACCUAUGCAAAUUGAGAUAUCUUGCUAAGAUGAUUUUGUAUUUGGCCAUCCAUAUUUGUACACAAGAUUUCUGUUUUUUCAUAGUUACCUUUAACACCUGAAAUUUUACCAUAGUUGCUUAUUUUCAUUUGAAUUUCUUGAAGUGACAUUUCAGGAUUACUAAUGACAAUUGUCACAUCAUCUGCAAAUAAUUGCAUUUGUUGUAUAUUCCUCUUGUAUAGGUUUCCCCAACAUUUCUUUAUCCUCUUCUAAUAAUUUAGGUAGUUUUAAAUGCUGAAGAAAUGACUGUAUUUAUUUUGGGUUAUCUGAAGAACACAAUUUAAUAUAAUAGUUCUUAAAUUCCUCCAGUAACUUUUCUUCUCUUGCAACAAAUUUCCCAUUACACUUUUAAAAAUAAAAGGAACAAUUUCUUCUUA